GACCCUGCAAAGGCCCAGGAGGCCGUCGCCAACAUCAAAAACCACAGCCCUAGUUCCGAUGCGCCCGUCUACUCUAUCGAGCUUCGGCUGGACUCCCUGGCGUCGGUGCGCGCAGCGGCAGAGGCGUUCUGUGCCCAAAGCGACAGGCUGAACGUCCUCAUCCUCAACGCCGGGGUCCUGGCUACGCCGCAGGGGAAAACAGAAGACGGCAUCGAGACCCAAUUCGCGACGAACCACCUGGGCCAUUUCCUCCACUUCCAGCUGCUCAAGCCGGUGCUCCUCGCCUCCACCGUCCACCUCGACGACGUAAACUUUGAAAAGGGGGAGUACAAGCCCUGGGAUGCGUACGGGCGCUCCAAGACGUCCAACGUACUCUUCGCCAACCAGGUCGAGCGGCGCUACGGCGCCGAGGGGCUGCACGGCCUCUCGGUCAAUCCGGGCCUUAUCCUCACCAACCUGCUCCAGCACUGCGACAGGGACGAGUUCCGCAGCCUCAUGAGCAGCGACGCGGCACAGGUGCUCAUCAGCGCCCCUGCCCAGGGCGCGGCGACCACCACCUACGCCGCGGUGGGCGCCGAGUGGGAGGGCCUGGGCGGGAGGUAUCUCGCCGACCUGGCCGAUAAAACUGAUGCCGGCGACAUGACAGGCCCGGCGUCGUGGACAAAGGAUAAGCAGUUGCAAAAGGAGCUCUGGGAAAAGUCCAACCAGCUUGCAGGGGUUAAGGAAUGA
This is a messenger RNA of Pyricularia pennisetigena, 729 nucleotides long. RefSeq lists its product as uncharacterized. Lineage: Eukaryota; Fungi; Ascomycota; Sordariomycetes; Magnaporthales; Pyriculariaceae. The annotation marks the transcript as partial. The record is from RefSeq and is a predicted model, not a curated record. The transcript has 2 exons.